GGAGAUAUUGUGCAAUCAGCUCCAGCGGAUGAGCAGGAGAUCACAUCGUAUGCAAGGUGUGUGUUCACUGAGCUAAUCAGACGGCUAAAUACCAGCUGGCAUAUUUAUAUAGGAUUACAUACACACACAUUUACAGUGUCUAAAACAACACAAAGGAGAGCUGUCUCAUAUGGGUGCUUAGACUGGAAACCAAACCCUGGAUUUUAACAUUCUGGCUCUGCAGUUUUUGCUUUUCAGGUCCAAUUUGAAGACAUUUGACAUUAAAACAGGAAAAUAACUCACAUUAUUUGAAAGAUGUUUCCCUGGUCAGUAGUGUUUUCCCUGGAGCCGAAGGUUCCCGGCCAGCGUACUCCAGAGGAGCUGGUGACUAACACUUUAAUGCUGGAGCUGGGUGCCAUGGUGAAACGGACCGAGCGAAUCCGGCUGGAGAAGGCGGCAGCGAGCCGCAGACGCCGCAGCUCGUCCUCGGCAGACUACAGCUGGCUGGCCGGCUCUCAGCCACACGUCCCCUACGAGCUCACGCCAGGAGACGUGCUGGAGCUGCAGGACCUCUGCGCUCAGAUCCCACCUCAGCAGUGUGGGCCGGUAAUUGUCAGGUUCAGGAAAGUGGUGUCAGAGUUUGAGCCUGAGGUGCAGGAUGUCCCCAAACUGUUCCGGGGCGUCCUAAGAAACUGCCUGGAUGAGCUUCAGGGAGACGCGGAGCUCCAGGAUCGGGCGAACCGUUGGGAAAAACAGCGCAGCAAGAGCCUCUCCUUCGUCACCUUCCGAUCCAAGUUCCGCACCCUGAACCGUGGCAAGGGAAGCUUCGGGGGGUCCCGCAACAACCUGCAAGAGGAAAACACGUGGUCUGAUGAAGACGAGGAAGCAGCCGAACAGGAGGCAACUGCCAUACGCACCAGGAAGGGACGGAGCCUCAGCAUGCCAGAGAUCACUCCUCUUGAGCAGGAGGCCCAGAGCUGAACAAGAGGAAGACCAGAUGAAUAGAGACAGAGGAAAGAAGAAUUUGAAAAGCUUGAAGGAAAUGCAGCCUUCAAGGUAAGCUGCCAAUGAAGAGGAAGAAAAGAGAAGGGAAGAAAAAUCGGAUUCUAGGAGACAUCCUGAAAGACUAAAGCUUAUGCUUUCUGAUUGUAAAACAAACACUCAUUUGUUAUUUAAACCAAAGAACACGGGUAUAGGCAUAUGUAAGACAUAUACAGCCUUUUUACUUUCUAAUGUGUGCUUAAAUAUUUUGAAUAUUUGGAUGUAAAUAUAGAUGUGAAUAUUUGGCAUAAAUGUAUGUGGAGCUCACAAAAUACAUACAGAGUAUGACCAGGUCUUAUUUCU
Molecule: messenger RNA, 1323 nt
Organism: Carassius auratus (goldfish)
Lineage: Eukaryota; Metazoa; Chordata; Actinopteri; Cypriniformes; Cyprinidae
Product: protein RD3-like
Exons: 3
Coding region: 295-960 (221 amino acids)
Source: RefSeq, a predicted model, not a curated record